This is a messenger RNA of Solanum dulcamara, 2149 nucleotides long. Its product is annotated as plant UBX domain-containing protein 8. The coding region runs from base 151 to 1944 and encodes 597 amino acids. The record is from RefSeq and is a predicted model, not a curated record. Lineage: Eukaryota; Viridiplantae; Streptophyta; Magnoliopsida; Solanales; Solanaceae. The transcript has 11 exons. Gene Ontology annotation, molecular function: ubiquitin binding.
UCCUUUCUGCUCAUUCAGUUUCCCCCAAAUACUCUCUCUAUAUAUCUAUAUCUAUUUUACUCUCUCACGUUUCCUUCACAAAUCAGUUGUGUACAAAGAUCGGAGAAUCUCUGUUUCUUCUGCAGAAUUUUGGGGAACUUUUGUAGAAAAAUGGCGAGACCUAAUCAAGAAGAAAUCGAGACAUUCAUGAACAUUACUGGUGUUUCUGAAGCCACCGCUAUUCAGAAACUUGAGGAGCAUGGUGGAAAUCUGAAUGAAGCUGUGAAUGCACAUUUCAACCAGGGUGACAUUAAUAGAGUACAUGCAGCACCUGUUCCUGCUGCUCCACACGAGGAUGAUAUGGAAAUAGAUGAUCCGAUUACAGAGGAAUUUCACAGACCUCCUUUUUCAGUUUUUUCCUCUUCUAGAAGUCCAAAUGCUUUCUCCCUUCUUGAUCCUAGUUUGGCUAGAAGUUUGUUUGACACCGAUCUUACAAGCCGUGCUCCAUUUGUUUCACAUCCAAGACAAGUAAGAGAGAUCCCUAUUGAGGUGAAGGAUGGGGAUGGACAAUCUGGUCAUUCGAGAAAUGCUCCUGUUAUUGAGGAUGUUACAGAUGCUGAUCAGACCCAUGGCCCAGAAACUCGCGGGACUGUCAUAAUUGACGAGGAUGAUGACGAAGUAGUUCCAGGUCCUCUGGCAACACAUGCUGCCAGGCGUGAUAGAACAAAUGAAGAUAUCUUUGGCGGGGACUCUACAACUGUGUUCUCAGGGCCAAGCGCUCCUGGUGGUGAUGUCUUGCCAGACUAUGCCAAUGAUAUUGAGGAGGAAAUGGUUCGUGCUGCGAUCGAAGCUUCCAAACGUGACGCUGAAAUGUCGACCCAACAAUUUGAUGUCAACAUUAAUCUAAGUGAUCCAAGGCCUCAACCAAGGGAGUCUCAUCUGGAGGAUGCUCAACUUGCACAUGCAGUCUCUUUGUCUUUGAAGGCUGCUGAGCAGGAGAAAGCAGUGCAUGAAGAAAGCAAAGCUAUACCAGAAUCAGAAGGUUAUAGGCCAGCUGAAGAGAAUGAGCAUGGAAAAUCAACAAUUUCAAAUGGAAGGCAAUUUAGAUCAGAGGUGGGGAGUUCAUCAGUCCAAGAUGAAGCUGAAGACUUAGAAGAGGAACCACUGGUUUGGCGCAGAAGAAAACCUAUAUCUUCAGGUUCUGAAACAGCUCAGGAUGUCGAAGAACGUGUUGUUAGCCCAUUAUCAAGUCCCCGACAGAAUCUUAAUCACUCCCCGAGAAACGGUGCUGACUUCCAGUCUGAUGAGUGGGGUGGCAUGUCAUCCCUGGAACAUGAUGAAGCUGUCAUGCUUGAAGCUGCAAUAUUUGGUGGAAUACCUGAGGGUGCUGGAUAUCGUUUGCCAUCUGCACCUCAUCAGCCUAUUCAGAAUGGUGCUGAUGGACCUAUGGGUCCCUAUCAAUGGCGCAUGCCUCGUGCCCCAUCUCCCUCUCUUGUGGCACAGCGUUUACUUCGGGAACAGCAGGAUGAUGAAUAUCAUGCUGCAUUGCAAGCUGAUAGAGAAAAGGAAUUGAAGGCCAAGCAAGAAGCUGAAGCUGCACUUGAAGAAAAGAGACUGGAGGAGGAGGAAUUACGAAGGAAAGCAGAGGAGGAAAAGGAAAUGGAGAGACAAUUAGCAGCAAAAGAAGCUUCUCUUCCUCAGGAGCCAACAGGAGAUAACGAGAAUGCUGUGAAUCUCGUUGUGCGUAUGCCAGAUGGCAGCCGCAGAGGCCGGCGCUUUCUCAAAUCUGAUAGAUUACAGUCUCUUUUCGAUUAUAUUGAUGUUGGCAGAGUGGUCAAACCCGGGACAUAUAGAUUGGUAAGACCAUAUCCAAGGCGUGCUUUCAGUGAUGGAGAGAAUACCCUGUCUCUGGACGAACUGGGGUUGACCAGCAAACAAGAAGCCUUGUUUCUGGAGUCUAUAUAAGUUCUUUACGUUGUAUAGUAGUUUCAGAUCUCUUCCUAAAGACAGAUUUAUACAUACGUGAAAAUGGUGUUCAUGGGUUGGUUUGUUUUGGUUGGUAAACGUCACUGCAAAUUUAUCUGGUUGCUAGGGAGAACGCCAUAUGAUGAUCAUGAUAAGUGAGGAGUAUUCCAACGAUUUAUGGUGCUUUAUAUAUCGAAUUAAAUCA